Messenger RNA from Tupaia belangeri chinensis (Chinese tree shrew), 939 nucleotides. Its product is annotated as olfactory receptor 6C76-like. Gene Ontology annotation, cellular component: membrane. Bases 1 to 939 code for a protein of 312 amino acids. The transcript is spliced from 2 exons. Gene Ontology annotation, biological process: G protein-coupled receptor signaling pathway. The record is from RefSeq and is a predicted model, not a curated record. Gene Ontology annotation, molecular function: G protein-coupled receptor activity; olfactory receptor activity. NCBI's taxonomy places the organism in Eukaryota, Metazoa, Chordata, Mammalia, Scandentia, Tupaiidae.
AUGAAAAACCAUACAACAGUGACAGUGUUUAUUUUAGCAGGAUUGACAGAGGACCCCAAAUUGAAGAUUGUGCUGUUUAUCUUCCUUCUUCUUACCUACUUGCUGAGCAUCUCAGGCAACCUGAUUAUCAUUACCCUUACCCUGUUGGAUUCUCAUCUCAAGACCCCGAUGUAUUUCUUUCUUCGAAAUUUUUCCUUCUUAGAAAUUUCAUAUACAACAGUCUGUAUCCCCAAGUUGCUUGUUAGCAUGGCAACUGGUGACAGAACCAUUUCCUACAACUGUUGUGCAACUCAGUUAUUUUUUGCUUUCCUCCUUGGUGCAUCUGAAUUUUAUCUUCUGGCUGUCAUGUCCUAUGAUCGCUAUGUAGCCAUCUGUAAGCCUCUGCAUUACACCACUAUCAUGAGCACCAAAAUCUGUAUUCAGCUGGUGAUUGGCUCUUGGAUUGCUGGUUUCCUCAUUAUUUUUCCAGGCCUCAUUUUAGGUCUAAGCCUAGAUUUCUGUGACUCCAAUAUCAUUGAUCAUUUCUACUGUGACACUGCUCCUCUACUGCAAAUCUCCUGCACAGAUACGCAUCUGCUGGAAAUGAUGAGCUUCAUCUUAGCUUUGAUGACACUCCUGAUCACUUUGGCAUUAGUGAUUCUAUCAUACACAUAUAUUGCUCUAACAAUUUUAAAAAUCCCUUCUGCCACUCAGAGAAAAAAGGCUUUUUCCACUUGUUCUUCCCACAUGAUUGUCCUCUCCCUCUCCUAUGGCAGCUGCAUCUUUAUGUAUAUUAAACCCUCAGCCAAAGAGAGAAUAUCCUUAACAAAAGGAGUUUCAGUACUCAAUACUUCAGUUGCCCCACUUUUGAAUCCUUUCAUUUAUACUCUAAGGAACCAGCAGGUGAAGCAAGCAUUUAAGGACCUGCUACAAAGAGUUCUGGCUUUAUCUAAGAAGUAG